This is a messenger RNA of Candoia aspera, 5695 nucleotides long. RefSeq names its product glutamine and serine rich 1 (gene QSER1). Lineage: Eukaryota; Metazoa; Chordata; Lepidosauria; Squamata; Candoiidae. The record is from RefSeq and is a predicted model, not a curated record. The transcript has 13 exons. Bases 287 to 5566 code for a protein of 1759 amino acids.
UACAGCCCGACAUGGGUCUUCGGCGAGGCAGCUCGCAGCCAACUUGGCCGCGGCGUGCCGCAGCUCCCCUGGUUCUAAGCCGCCCUCCCGCCUCUCGCAGCGGAAAUUGAGGGGAGGACCGGGUGGGGGGGUGGCCGCCGCAGCUGCCCUCCUCCUGCGAGCGGGAAGGGGGAGUCGUCCCUCUCUGCUCGGUCCCUGCAGUAGCCCCCCCUCCCUGCCCCGGCUGGCCGCUCCUUGCGCGCCAGGCCCCGAGCGCAGCCCCGGCGUCCCCUCCUUUCCCACUCGGAUGAUGGACAGGAACUACCCACCAGCCCCUAGCUACCCUGAUCCAUUGGGUUCGGCCGCAGCUGCCGCGUCUUCGCAACCCGCCACCGUCUGGGCCUAUGAACGGGGCGCCAGCAGCCUCAAGCCCAGUUUAAACUAUGGAGGAGGACAUUCAUCACACUCUGAAACGGAUCUUCUUAGACAAACGUAUACAACUUCUCAGCAGCUUCCUGUAUAUUCUACCACACCCCAUCCUUCUGGUCUUCCUGGAAUUUUUGAUAAUACUACGCACAGUGGCAAUAGCAACACUAAAGAAACAUCAGUUAUGAAUUUUCUCUCUGCAAUUGAAUCUCGCAAUACUCAGACUGUUUCUUCAGGAACAACUCUUUUACCACAAUUUAGGGCUCCCACAUGGCAACCAGGCAUGCAUUCAUCAACUGAGCUUUUUGUUACUGGAACCCUGCCAACAUCUGGAACCUUUCCAUCAACCUCAGUUUAUCAACAUCCCAAUGCUUUUAGCAGUAGAAACUUUGUUACUACCCCUUCUCUAACACUUCAGGAUACAACUUUUAGUGCAACCUCAAAUGGGCUUCUAGCUGCUCAUGACCCUUUAUUGCAGAUCAAGACAUCCCAAGGCACAGUUCCCCCUGCACUGACAUUUGAACGUCUGGGAAGUUACGUAUUAAGUACCACCAUACCACCACAGUCUUCAACAUACCGUUCUGCUCAAGAGUCUGCACCACACCUCCUACAGCCACAGUUCAGUUUAUUGCCUUCAUCACUUGGUGGAGGAGCUCAGCAGACUCCACAGGUGUAUAGCUCAACCCUGUUUACUGGUUCCACUGCCUCCAUUGAAAGAGCACUGCAGCGUGAAUGUAGUGUAAUUAAACACCAUCAGCGGCCUUCAAACACACAGUCUGUUCAGGCACAACUGACUGGUUCACAGCAUUCCUUACAGAACUAUUUACCAAGUACAAGUGAAACUGAUUUUCAGGAUGCAUCCCGCCAAUCAUCUUGUAGCCCAGCUGGUGAUGCUACUCAGGUGAGCAGUAGUGGUCCACAGCAGAAAACCUCUCAGGUUUCAGUGGAGCUUGCUCAGUCAUAUUCAUCAGCAGUUCCAUCACCAGGUUUCCCAUCUGUUUCCACUACAAAGGCAAAACAAUGUUCCACAAAGCAACCACCAAGGUCAACAAAGACCCCUAAACCACAAAGUGUAGCCCCUCCUGUACAGACACAAAGCUAUUCCAAAAUUGCACAGAACCAGAACUCUGUAAUAGCUGGUCAAGCACAAAUCUAUUCUACAGCACAACUUCCAAGUCUUUUGUCAGUAAGUCAGUCACAAAAUUAUGUUUCAACGCAGUCACAGAAUGUGCCACCUGUUAGUCAUGCCCAAGUAUUCUCUACCAUCAAGAUUGAGAAGCUACCAUCAUUAUACAAAACACUUGCUUUUGCUGGGCAAUCACAAGCUGCUACUUCUGAUAGCCAGGCACUAACUUACACUUCUGAUCAACAGGUAUUGACCUCAGUUUCAAAUAACAACUUCUCUGGGCAAACAAGGGAUCUUUCUUCAAGCACCCAAUCUCAAAAUUAUUCUUCUAGUCAUUCUCAGGGUAUGUCAACAGUUAGCCAGCCACAGAUUAGCUAUUCAUCUCAGUCGCAGGUCUUGUCAGUUGUUAGUCCUUCAGAAACAUUUUCUUCUUCUCAUGUCCAAAACUUGUCAACUACAAGCCCUCCCCAGAACUAUAUUUCAUUACAUUCUCAGGUACAAGAGUCAUCCUCUCCACAGUCUCAAAAAUUUUUGCCAGUUGUACAGUCAACUCCUUUUGAAGUAACACCUAAUUCACCAGCAUUGCAGAACAACAGAUCUUCCUCAGAUACAAAGUCAUAUAUUAAAAGGAAAUCUGAUCCUAAUUUGUAUCAAACAUCUAAACAAGAUGAUCAAUUUCCAGUGCAUGAUUUGCAGGCACUGCAACAGCAAACAUCUCUUGAUUCCUCUCCUCAGAGACUUGCUGAUGGUGAAAUUAAUGCUCAGGAUACAACUUACAAAGUUUCCAAAGCAGAUAAUCGCUAUUCUCAAAGUGUAAUCAGAAGUAAUUCUCGUCUUGAAGAUCAAAUUGUUGGGCUUACUUUUCAGGGGUCAAAAAAAGAUGAAACAAUGGUUAACUCAGUGGCACAAAUCAGCCAUAUUACUAAUACAGUGAGCCAUGAUAUUAAAAAAGCGACUAAUUUACUGUCAACAACGCAAGUAAAUGCAAACAAUAAAGAGCUUAGCCAGCAACAGUCUCUUAUGCACAAGGUACAUGAAGUUAAAGCCUCAGAGCAACAGGGUCAUGUUGUUAGCUCACCACCUCAGCUUCAUGCUCAGGCCAUACGGCAUAGCCAUCAGCUGUGCCUGCCUACUCCACAGGUACUUCUAGAGCCUGCCUGUGAUUUACAAAUGCUUCAGCAGUCAAUAUUGCAAUCUGGCUUAGGAUACACAAAAAGUGUUCCACAAGUGCCGCACCUUAUGAAUUCUCAGUAUCUACAAGGAGAUGGUCAUGUGAUUCAAAGUAACGGGAGACAUUCUCAGGAGCAGAUUCAUUCACAACACUCUGAAGUUUUGAAAAUUAACAUUUCUGAAUCAUCAAAGCCACUACAGCAUCAUUUGACAUCAAAAGAUAAUUUUGGGCAGCCAAAUCAUGAAUCUAAGAAUCAGUUUGUUUCCCUCAGUUCUGUAUGUUUUCCAGAAUCUGUACUUCUCAAUGAUGAAAGGAAUAUACUGUCUAAUGUAGAUGAUAUCUUGGCAGCCACAGCUGCAGCUUGUGGGGUAACACCAUCUGAAUUUGCAAAAUCAACAGCCAAUGAAGAUGAAAUUCAUUCGGCUGAAAAUGGAGAUAGUCCUAAAUCUCAGUUCCAUACAAUAGAUGUUAGACACGUGACUCCUAGCUUCAGCUCAUCACCUGCAAUUUCUGGAAAGCCACUAAGUGUAAACAAUAUUUCUUUAAAUGGAGGUCACAUUACCCUAAAUUUAACAGCAAUGUCUACAGUACAGACAAAAGGCAGGAACCUUGACCGACAACACAUUGAGAUUUCUGAUCAAAGUAUUCCUGCUAGAGUUACAACAGUUGAGCUUGAAAGAAGGCAGGAACAGCUUAAGCAACAGUCCAGCACCAGGAUUGAAUCUGAAGCUAAAAAUGAUGUUCAUGUGGAUGGAACAUUAAACAUGAAAGAUAUAGACCUUAUUUCAAGUACUAGGACUCUAAAUGAAGAGAUUGCGGUGUCAAACACAGAUUAUAACAUGGCAAGUGACAAGGCUGAAACUCCACUGCAACAAAUAUCUAUGCAGCAUCCAAGAAAUGAAAAUGUUAAUGCUGAAGACAAGAGCCAUUUUUUACCAGAAGAGGACCUUCAAAAGCAAAAGGACAGAGGACAAAAUCAAAUCAAAAAUGUCAAUGAAGUUGAUGCAAAUCAGAAGCAACUGAAACGAAGUGGGCAGUGCAAACGUCAAAAUUCAAGAGGAAUUGAUGCCAGCUUGCCUUAUUCUCCUGUUCCUGAAAACUGUCAUGAAACUUACCAACAUCAAGAAAAAAUGAGGCAGAAAAUUAAAGAGGUGGAAGAAAAGCAACCAGAAGUUAGAACAGGAUUUAUUGCAUCAUUUUUAGAUUUCUUAAAAUCUGGACCCAGACAGCAGUUUUCAGCACCUGCUAUCCGUGUUCCUAAUCGUGUGAGAAGACCUGUCACCCCCAUUAUUAGAGCACCUUGUCAGCUGUCAAUCUCAAAAGCUCAGACAGCAACAGUUCCUUCAUGUUUUGAUUACUAUGCUGAAAAUUCAAUUACAAACAAUUAUGAAGAACCUAAGAUAAAGUCAGAAGCCCUGCCUUUUUUUUCUUUUGAUAAAGAUAACAUGGGGAGCAACAAUGAUCACCAAAAGAGUGUAAAUUCUCCAUUAUCAACAACUGAUAGAAGGAUAAAGUCAGAAAUUGACAACACUGUUUCUCAAGCCAUCACUAAUACUGAUGUAAAGAAGGAAGCUUCCCAUGUGACUGUUACUGUGGCAGAUGCUCAGGUGAAAACCUGUUUAGCACAAUUUGAAAAGGAGAGUGUUGUUACAGACCACUUAGCAAAACCACAAGCAUUGGUUGCAAUAGAAGGAUAUGUUGAGGAUGACCAUGGAGACAGUGAAGGCGAAGGCAUAUACAGAGAGCGUGAUGAAUUUGUAGUGAAGAUUGAAGAUAUAGAACCAUUAAAGACUGCUUUAAAAAGAGGAGUAGAGCCCCCAGCCAUCUGGAAAGUUCAAAAGGCUUUGUUGCAAAAGUUUGUUCCUGAAGUACGAGAUGGACAAAGAGAAUUUGCAGCUACUAAUAGUUAUCUUGGGUAUUUUGGUGAUGCAAAAUCAAAGUAUAAACGAGUAUAUGUGAAGUUCAUAGAAAAUACAAACAAAAAAGAGUAUGUCAGAGUAUGUUCCAAGAAGCCAAAAAAUACACUUGUACAGUCUGCAAGAACUGCUCACUGUAAGCCAAGCAUGAGCAUCAACAAAGUUCCUGAUCCCCCAGUGCCAAAAACUAUUACAACAAAAGUCACUUCAGUGAAACCCAAAGCAAAACAGCCAAAGACAAAGGCUGAACCCCCACCAAAAAAACGCAAAACAUGGAAAGAAGAAUUGCCCUCUACUCCUCAGCUGCAGAGUGAUGAGGAAGACACUGAACCACCAGCACCUAUUGUUGCUCGCUUUUUAAACACCAGAGCUAUGAAGGAGACAUUUAGGAAUUAUAUGGAACUGCUUGUCAGCAUUGCCUUGGACCCAGAUACUAUGCUGGCAUUGGAGAAGAGUAAUGAUGAGCUGCUGUUGCCUCAUAUGAGAAAAAUUGAUGGCAUGCUGAAUGACAAUAGAAAAAGGCUACUUUCCAAAUUACGUUUAGAGCGACCAUUCAAGGCUGCUUUGGAAUGUUUUCCUGAACUGACAGUAAUAACUCGAGAUUCUAAAGCAAAAAUGGGGGCGAAUGCAGUUUCUAGAAUCAAAAUGAAUGGGAAAGCUUACAAUAAGAAAACACUGAAGAUUUCUAAAGCAGCCACAAAAUUAGCACAGGAGUUUGCUGUAGAUCCAGAAAAAAUACCAUUGUGUUCUUUGUAUCAUUCACUCCAUCAUUAUAAAUACCACAUGUUUCUCAGAUGUAAAGUAGAGAUUUCUUCUGUUCAAAAGAAGAAUGUAGAUCUAGGUCAAGAGGAAAUUGUACAGCAGUGCAUGAAAAAUAUAAAAUGGAUAGAAGAUCUCUUUGAAAAGUUUGGUGAACUUUUGAAUCAUGUUCAGCAGAAAUGUUCCUAACAAAUAUUGACCCAAAUCUCACUUUUUUUUUUGUUCUGUCCUACUCAUCAAAACAAUAGGCUGGUCAUGCCAAGCUUUAUUCUAGGUCAAAAGAGAUCAUGGUAUUCUGGGUUCCUUGGAUUCUAAUAA